Eruca vesicaria subsp. sativa (arugula) is the source of this 1106-nucleotide messenger RNA. The record is from the annotation of a GenBank genome assembly. Lineage: Eukaryota; Viridiplantae; Streptophyta; Magnoliopsida; Brassicales; Brassicaceae.
AAUGUCCUCUUUUAUAUUUCGAAGAGAGAGAGAAGACGAAGAGAGCUAAAAUCGUAUUGAUCGGAGAUUAUCCUGUUGUGUCUGUUCGAGCUAGCUUCUGCUGUUUCACCGUACUCGAGAUCUAAUCUAGCUACAACUCGUCUCGGUAGCUACAGGGUGAAAGAUAGUUCUCCUACAAGGGGUUUUUAAUGGACGACGCUGGCUCUGCUUCUUCUUCUCGAGAUUUGGAUGCACAGAGCCCUUAUGAUCGUUUGCUUGCUCAAGAUUCGAAUUGUAACUUGGAUUCGGUUUCUGGCAUUUAUUUAGCGAUGACGACGACGACGAGCUCGAAGCUGGAGUGUGUCGAUGAGCGUAGCCAAGAUUCCCUUAUUACCUCUGUAUGCAACGUGGAGGAUGAAGAGGAUGAAGAGUUCGAUGAGUUUGAUCCGUAUCUCUUUAUCAAGAACUUGCCCAACUUGUCCUCUGUUGUCCCUACUUUUAGGCCUGUCUUGCUUCCUAAACAGACCAGAAGCUGCCCUCCUAUCUCUCUUGUCCUAGACCUCGAUGAAACUCUUGUGCACUCUAGUCUAGAACCGUGUGGUGAGGUGGAUUUCACAUUCCCAGUACAUUUUAAUGAAGAAGAGCAUACGGUGUAUGUGCGUUGCCGUCCUCACCUCAAAGAGUUUAUGGAGAGAGUGUCUCGUCUCUUUGAGAUCAUUAUAUUUACAGCUAGCCAAAGUAUCUAUGCGGAGCAGCUUCUGAAUGUGCUUGACCCUAAGAGGAAACUCUUUCGCCAUAGAGUGUACCGUGACUCUUGUGUUUUCUUUGAUGGUAACUACCUAAAGGAUUUGUCUGUCCUUGGGCGUGAUUUAUCUCGUGUUAUCAUCGUUGAUAACUCCCCACAGGCAUUUGGGUUCCAAGUGGAGAAUGGUGUGCCAAUAGAGAGCUGGUUUGAUGACCCGUCAGAUAAAGAACUCCUUAACUUGCUGCCUUUUCUAGAAAGCUUAAUAGGAGCAGAAGAUGUAAGGCCGAUGAUAGCCAAGAAGUUCAAUCUAAAGGAAAAGAUUGAUGCAGCUGUAGCUGCACCUGAGUAUCCUGCUGAGGCUGGAGAUCCUUUUGAAAGAUAA